Schistosoma spindalis is the source of this 4178-nucleotide messenger RNA. NCBI's taxonomy places the organism in Eukaryota, Metazoa, Platyhelminthes, Trematoda, Strigeidida, Schistosomatidae. The record is from the annotation of a GenBank genome assembly.
GUUGUUUGUUUGUUUGUUUGUUUGCUUUUUUCAAAUCGCCCACAAUAUAAAUUUUUUUUUUCAUUAUUAUUCACUUCGCAACAGUAACAAUCGUAUAUACAAAAACAUAUGUACAUGUGCGAGCGUGAGUGCUUCUCUCUCUCUGUGUGUGUGUGUGUAUGUGUGCAUACAUAUAUCCAUGUAUUUGUGUACUUUUGUAAACAUGUUCACAAUUAAAUUUUAUUAUAAAUAGUCUUCUAUUAAUAGACAAUUUCUUUUUCAUCUAUUUCUUCAAAUUAUAAUUACAUUACAUUACAUUACAUUACUUAAACUUGUUACUAACUGCACCUCCCCACCCCUCAGAAAAAAAAUCAAAAAAACAAAAACAAAAGAGAAACAUGCAGUGUAUUGUAGACAUUCAUUAGAUUGUUUUGUUUUGUUUUUUAUUCUUAAUAUUAAUUUAACAAUAUUACAUAAUCACUUAGAAGAUAAUCAUUAAUUCAUUGAUAUCAUUGACGUGACUAUAUAUACUCUAUAUUCAUAUCUAUAUCUAUCUGUAUCCAUAGUACAUAGUGACAAUAUUGUUCCAUGAAUCAAAAUAUCAGUGUAUUAUUACUAUCUAUUGUAACAUAUUACUUAUUUAUUGAUUUCAGUUAUGGUAUAAAAAGUCAUAUAUGCAGUCAAUACAAUGGACAACCGAUAUGUUGUCCAGGUUGGAGAAAUGGUAUUGGUGCACCAUGUAUAAUACCUGUUUGUGCCGGUAAUUGUGGUGAACGUGGUGAAUGUAUCAAACCAAACACAUGUAUUUGUUCUGAUCGACGUCUUCGUUUCAGUUGUAAAGAAGAGGAUAUUGAUGAAGAAUCAGAUACAAUGCAACUUGAUCAAGCUGAAAAUCAAUGUCCGGAUAAUUGUAAUGAACAUGGAACAUGUGAUAGUGGAGCAUGUAUUUGUCAUACAGGAUAUAGUGGAUUAAAAUGUGAAAUUAAACUAACAGGUGCUUGUUAUACAUCAUUAAAACGUGGAUUAUGUGUUAAACCAAUGCAAUAUAGAAUAUCACAAUAUGAUUAUGAAUCUAUUCCAUUAACUCAUGAAAUAUGUUGUAAUGCAUUAGGAAUUGCAUGGGGUGAACCAUGUCAAAUAUGUCAAAGUACACAUUGUGGUAAAGGAUAUGAACAAAUUGAUGGAGUAUGUAAAGAUAUUAAUGAAUGUGAAGUGGAUGGAGUUUGUCAACGAGGUCAAUGUAUCAAUGAAGAAGGAUCAUAUAAAUGUAAUUGCCCAGAGAAUACACAUUUUGAUAAAUCAACAUUAGAUUGUGUUUACACAUUACAAAUGCCAUGUGAAUUAGAUCCUUACAGAUGUCAUAAUGGAGGAAAAUGUAUAGAUCUACCAAGUGGUGAUUAUAAGUGUAUAUGUCCAUGGGGAACUAGAACUUCACAAGAUAGAAAAUCCUGUAUAGAAGAUAAAGAACUUCAUUUUGAUAUAUGUCAAUUAUAUAAAUCAUCUGUAUGUAAAAAUGGUCAAUGUAUACCACGUGGGAAUACAUAUGAAUGUAUAUGUAAUGAGGGUUUCGAACCGUCAGAAGAUCGUAAAACAUGUCAAUAUAAAGUUGAUAUUUGUUCUGUUCAUCGAGGAUAUUUAUGUACUAAUGGACAUUGUAUACCAGCUGGUCGUGAUUUCUUUUGUGAAUGUAAUCCCGGUUUCACUUUAUCUUAUGAUCGUAGAAGAUGUAUGAGUAAAUGUGAAGAAUUAGGACCAAGUAUUUGUUCAAAUGGUUAUUGUAUUGCUUUAUCCAAUGGUGAUUAUGAAUGUCAAUGUGAAAUAGGUUAUGAAAGUACAUCGGAUCAUAAAAAAUGUAUCAUGAAAAUGGAAGAAUCUAAUUCGAAUGUACAUUUUACAAAAUCUAUUCAAUAUUACAAAAAUAAAUACUAUGGUAAUAAAGAAAAUGAACCUUAUGAAAAUUCAAUAGAAAUCAAUAAACCACAAUUACAAACUGAUCAUUCUGAUAUUGAUGAUGAAAAGUCUUAUAACUGGUGGCAAAGUGAUAGUUUAUCAAAGAAACAACAUAAAUCCUAUUCACAGUGUAAGUUUAUCUCUGUUGUAUUGAUCUACCCAUCCAUUUCUUUUAGAAUUACAUAUCAUCUUACUGAACAUUAGUGAAAAUAUCUUGUCAGAAAUGUGUUUAUGUUUCUUCAAGAUGAUAACAGAUGAUGGUCCGCAAUGUAUGACUAACUGUACUUAAACUCUUAAAGGUCUGUCUUUCUGUAUGAUAUAGUCAGGAUUUUAGAAGUAAGGAAAUUUUCAUAUCGUCUUUCAAUUCCGAUCAAAAUAAUAAUUCAUUGUUACUGUGGUGUUCCAAUGAUCUAAGGUUGAUGAAACUUUACUCAGUAAAGCCGAUUGACUUAUUUGGAUUAAAAUCCGUUUUCUGAGUCUCUUGAACCCACCGCAUGGAUGUGAUUUCAGGAGGACGUCGCUGGAAUCCGGCGCGUAGACGUCGAACAUGGGCAAGUAUAAUCUAUAUGCAUACCAGUAGGACAUAAAUUUUUACCAAUGUAUCCCUUGGCAUACAUAUAGGUAUACUUAACGUGUGAGAAAACAUACGUUACAUGAAUACAUCUAGGUAUAUUCACCCACCUGGGGGGGGCUAGAUGGUCACCGCUCCCUUUGAACGUACUUGCUAAAAUGAACUGUUUCUUACUCAGUACAUGAUUAUCACUGGUACAAACAAUUCCGUCCAUGCAAUUCAUGAUAUACACACAAGAAUAGGUACUUUCUCAGGGAGGGUUGAUGGUCACGUAUUCCUAUUAUUUGUUAUCCUAUAUUUUUAUUAUAUCUUCGAUCUACUGUAUUAGAUCACUGAUUUUAGUAGACAUAUGGCAGACCUUUAUUCAGCUUACAUUCCUUGUGCUAACCCAUGCGCACACCAUUUGCAUACACCUACAAACAUUAUCUACACAAGCCGAGACUUAUGAAACUCAUAUUCAUAAACACGCAAAUCGGGAAACGCGUCAUGAUUUUAAAACCUUUAAAAAUGAGACUCGAGCAAGGUAAGUUCAGAAUAGGAGUAGUGGAUUGGUUUGAUCUCUGUUGACCGCCCAAAUUAGCUAGUAAGGUUGCUCUCACUACCUAGCAGAGGCACAUAGAGUCUUUGAGUAGAACCUUUCAUACUUCAUAGAACAUGUCUUGUACUACUGAAAUGGAAGUAAGUAAUAUAAUAAUUGCUUAUUCAGUUUCAUUUUUGAAAUUGGUUGUGAUGAUAAGCAUAGCUUAUGAAGGUACUACAUUGAUCAAAUUGAAAAUAUUACAUAAACCUUCAAACCUUUCAAAUGAAAUGCGCCAAACAAUUAAUUCUGAACAAUACAAGCAUUUCGAUUACUCUAGGUCAUGAAGAAUAUUUUUAGCUUUGAAUGAGAAGGUUGAACUCGUUAUGUUCUCUGAACUGGAUGAUUUGAUUGGAUUUGUUGAGCCAACACAGCUUACUUCUUGGCUACUUUAUUGCAACUAGACCAUCGAAUUCAAACACCACGACAUCUCUAAAUUUAUAAAUCUUUUUUUCCAGUAGAUUAAGCGUUCGUGCGCGAGACUAAAGGUUCUGGGUUGAAAUCCCGCGAGCAAGAUCGUGGAUGCGCACUGCUGAGGAGUCCCACAAUAGAACGAAACAGCCGUUCAGUGUUUCCAGGUUUUCAAUGGUUCAUAAUCUCAAUCGAACACUUAAUAAUCUCCACAACACCUAUACUGAUAGAUUUAAUUUAUAGCUUAUAGCUUAGGAACUAGUAAAACUCCGAGAAAACUGGACACCUGUCUCUCCCUAGUGACGUUCACAUCAGCUGUGUACGCUCUUGAAUAUUCUUAGAAUCAAAUCCAAUAUCAUCAGAUUUUGGUAGGAACUCUUAACCAUUUGGACCACUGGAUCGGUAUCAUUUCCAACUUCAAUAAACUUAUGUUAUAUGUGAGGUAGUAGUAGCCCUGAUCUAUCUAUAAGAAUGCUUGCUUACUGAUCUGAAGUCACUAAAUAUGAUGAAGUAGCUAUUCAUUACCUCAAAAUUCUGAUAGAUCCUUCCAGUUUUGGGGGGUUGUGGGAUUCAAACCCAGGACCUUCAGUCUUACGCGCGAACGUUUAACCUACUGAACCACUAAGCCGACAUUCAAUAGUAUGAAUGUCUAACCUCACAAUCUAUGAUGAAAGAUAUCUUCAGAUUAUC